Mus musculus (house mouse) is the source of this 7928-nucleotide messenger RNA. RefSeq names its product inter-alpha-trypsin inhibitor, heavy chain 5 (gene Itih5). Gene Ontology annotation, cellular component: extracellular region. Gene Ontology annotation, biological process: hyaluronan metabolic process. The transcript is spliced from 14 exons. Bases 124 to 2982 code for a protein of 952 amino acids. NCBI's taxonomy places the organism in Eukaryota, Metazoa, Chordata, Mammalia, Rodentia, Muridae. Gene Ontology annotation, molecular function: serine-type endopeptidase inhibitor activity. The record is from RefSeq and is marked validated.
AUUGAUGGGCGGGGCUUUGGUGGAGGAAGGGCUGGAUGCAGCGUGUUUCUCUGCAGCCGCGGCUCCUCCAACUCCCUGAAAAACCUUCGCUGUCCCAGAGAGGUCGCGCGCUCUGGCUUCGCCAUGCUCCUGCUGCUAGGGCUGUGCUUGGGGUUGCCCCUCUUCUCAGAGUCCCAGGAAGAGGCAAGGAGUUGGGACGACACCUCGGAGCAAGUCGUGCUCAGGGUCCCCAGGCAGCUCAGGCUGUUGCAAAGACUGAAAACCAAGCCCUUGAUGGCAGAGUUUUCGGUGAAGUCUACCAUCAUUUCCCGCUAUGCCUUCACCACGGUGUCCUGCAGGAUGCUCAACAGAGCUUCUGAAGACCAGGAGGCUGAGUUCCAGAUGCAGAUUCCAGAAUCAGCUUUCAUCACCAACUUCACCAUGCUUAUAGGAGACAGCGUGUAUCGGGGUGAAAUUACACAGAAAGAUAAGAAAAGCAGUGAGAGCGUAAAAGAUAAAAGGAACAGAACCUCAGACGAUAAUGAAGAAAACGGGAGUGACAUGUUCAAAGCGUCUUUAGUGAUUCCCAGCAAGGACAAAGCUGCUUUCUUCCUCAGUUAUGAAGAGCUUCUGCAGAGGAGGCUGGGGAAAUACGAGCAUAGCAUCAGCGUGCGCCCCCAGCAGCUGGUGGGGAGGCUGACUGUGGAGGUGGACAUCCUGGAGCGAUCGGGCAUCACAUCCUUGGAAGUGCUGCCUCUCCACAACAGCAGGAAGAAGGGUAGUGGGAAGGCAGAAGGUGAUGUGGGUCCUCCCCCUUCUACUCUCAUCAACCAAAAUGAGACAUUUGCCAAAGUCAUCUUUAAGCCUACUGUGGUCCAACAAGCUAAGAUUGCCCAGAAUGGGAUCUUGGGAGAUUUCAUCGUUCGGUAUGAUGUCGAGAGAGAGCAGAACAUUGGUGACAUCCAGGUUCUGAAUGGUUAUUUCGUGCACUACUUUGCUCCUAAAAACCUCCCUCCUCUACCCAAGAACGUGGUCUUCGUGCUUGACAUCAGCGCUUCCAUGGUGGGAGCGAAACUCCAGCAGACCAGGGAGGCUCUCGUCACAAUUCUCAAUGACCUCCGACCCCAGGAUCGCUUCAAUAUCAUUGGGUUCUCCAAUCGGAUUAAAAUGUGGAAGGACCACUUACUACCAGUGACUCCUGACAACAUUAGGAAUGGCAAGAUCUACAUGUACCAUCUGUCACCCACUGGAGGCACAGACAUCAAUGGGGCCCUUCAGGCUGCCAUCAAACUGCUCAACAACUACGUGGCCCAGAAUGACAUUGAAGACCGAAGUGUGUCCCUCAUCAUCUUCCUCACCGAUGGGAAACCCACCUUUGGGGAGACCAAUACCCUCAAGAUUCUCAGCAACACCAAGGAAGCCACCAGAGGUCAGAUCUGCAUCUUCACCGUUGGCAUUGGCGAUGACGUGGACUUCAAACUGUUAGAGAAACUCUCGCUGGAGAACUGCGGUCUCACGAGGCGUGUUCAUGAGGAGGACAAGGCGGGCGCACAGCUCAUCGGGUUCUAUGAUGAGAUCCGGACCCCGCUUCUUUCUGACAUCCGCAUAGAUUAUCCUCCUGACGUAGUAGAGCAUGCCACCAAGACCCUGUUCCCUAACUACUUCAAUGGCUCUGAGAUAGUGAUUGCAGGGAAGAUGGUGGACAAGAAGUUUGAUCAACUGCAUGUGGAGGUCACUGCCAGCAACAGUAAGAAAUUUGUCAUCCUAAAAAGAGACAUCCCCGUGGAGUUCCGGAAGAUGGGGAAUGAUGUCUCAGUCACACCUGGCUCAGCCAGAGAUGGCGGGAAGGACCUAAACCACAUUGAGCGACUUUGGAGCUACCUCACUGUGAAGGAGCUGCUAAGCUCCUGGAGGCAGAGCAACAGUGAGCAAGAGAAAGAGCAGCUGAGGCAGAAGGCCCAGGACUUAGCCUUGAACUAUCAUUUCCUCACCCCCUUCACCUCCAUGAAGCUGAGGAAGCCAGGGCUCCGCACAAACCAGCUGGAGGACACCUAUGGCAUGUCUGCAGCUACAGGACCUGCGACCGUGGUGCAGAACCUUCGAGAGGCCGGCAAGCAGCCAGAACCUGAUCUCAAAAAAACAUAUGACCCAAGAAUUAAAAUCUCUAAAACAUCAGUGGAUGGUGAUCCUCAUUUUGUAGUGGAUUUCCCCCUAAGCAAACUCACUGUCUGCUUUAACAUCGACGGAGAGCCGGGGGACAUCCUACGUCUGGUCUCUGAUCAUCUGAACUCUGGUGUGACUGUGAAUGGCGAGCUUAUUGGGGCCCCCGCACCUCCGAAUGGUCACAAGAAACAGCGCACCUACUUCCGCACCAUCACCAUCCUCAUCAACCGGCCAGAGAGAUCUUACCUGGAGAUCACACCAAGCAGGGUCAUCCUGGACGGUGGGGACAGGCUGGUACUCCCCUGCAACCAGAGCGUGGUAGUAGGGAGUCGAGGAUUGGAGGUGUCAGUGUCUGCCAAUGCCAACAUCACCGUGGUCAUCCAGGGCAACAUUGCCUUUGUCAUCCUCAUCCACCUGUACAAAAACCCAGCACCCUUCCAGAGAGACCACCUGGGCUUCUACAUCGCCAACAGCAGAGGUCUCUCCGACAACUGCCACGGACUGCUAGGUCAGUUCCUGAACCAGGAUGCCAAACUUGUAGGAGCUCCUGAGGAAUACGGCAAGAAUCUUAGUAACCAGCCAUUUCCUCGGGCAGAAGGGAUGCCUGAGGCUAUCCUGAAGGUGAAAGGGCGCCGAGUUCCAGUGGUCUGGAAACAAAGGAAGAUUUACAACGGGCAAGCACAGGUAGACUGCUGGUUUGACAGAAACAAUGCUGCCAAGCUGAUUGACGGUGUCUAUAAGGACUACCUGGCAUCUCAUCCGUUUGACACAGAGAGUGCACUGGGCCUGAGCACGCCCAGGAAACCUGAGACCGACAGGCCCCAUGAGGAGAGUGUCUAAAAGGGAAGGGAUAUUGGGUCUACUCUGGACGCAACUCUUUUUAUGUGUGGCUACCUUGGCUCUUGCUAUGCGCUGUACUGUGUAGCCCGCCCCCUGGUGAGCUGGAGGUCCAAUGUCUCUUAGAGCAAUGAGUCAGGGCAGGAAGCUGAAAUGCAAAUACUUCCCUUCCUGCCUUCCUCAUCUAUACUAGAUAAAAAAAAAAACAAACAAACAAACAAAAAAAAAACGGUAGCACCAAGAAGAGUAAUUAAGUAAAAUCGUGUAGCACCUGGCUUAUCCCUCUUAUUCUACCGUCACGUAAUGCCUUAUGAGGAAGAGGGGUUGCCAUGACAUUUGUUUUCUGUGUAACUGUGUCCGAGUUUGGCCGCUCUGCUUUUUGCCCUAUCUCAAUGCUUAGGAAGGAAGAUCUCUUUUCAGCUGCCUUCUCCAGAUGGUGCUCCCAACCACUCCUUCCAAGGUCAUUUACAUUGAGGCCAGACUACCAAUUAUCCACACAAAUAGUUUGUACAUUGGAUCUCUAAACAACUGGGUAUUUUCUUAGCAGAAGAUAUUUUUUUCCUACUGUGGAAACUUGCCCAGUCAAUAUCCCAGAUACUGAUCUUGUCCUGAUUGCCUUUGCAGGUCACUUGGCCUUGCUGGUGGGUGUUUUCCAAUUUAUUCCAAUAAACCAAGUGAUUUUAAUAAAUAGGAAAACUCCCCACGGAUGUCUUUUACUGGCUUGCCUUAGUGCCGGAGAGCCAGCUAGUUGAAAAAUAAUCCUUCUACUCAGAGCAGUUUAGUUUUUCUGUAAUUCCAGAAAAUUUUGUUUUUGCCUUUGGGGGCCCAGGAACUAAUAAAUCAGAUGAGAACAGUGCAUGACAGACAGAUGCAGCCUAGAGUGAGCGGCUCAGCCUAUGGGUGGGAAGAAUCAACUGUACAUUCUCAGAGGGAAGUGGACCCAUGCCUGCACACAGGGCUGCUGCACCAUGGGCUAGCAGCGGUUAGCUGAAGAAGACAGGACCCAUCCAGGAUGGGGAGAGGGAUCAUGAGUCCCUGCUCCUAGAAGGGGCUGGUCAUAUCCCUCAGUUGCAAAGCCACUGCUAAGUUGCCCUUGCUCAAAGAAAUAACCCCCAAUUUAUAGCAAGCAAUUCUAAUUGAAUGCAGAGUCACAUACUUAUAAAGAAACACGAAGAUAGGGCAUGUGGAGUGGGGACUUUUGGGGACAAAGGAAACCAUAAGAGAAUAUCAUGGAAAAUGGAGGGGGUGCGAUCCAGUACAUUAGAGAUAUGCAUGAGUUUGUGAAUGAAUAAACCAAGGGAAAGAAACUCUGAGGAGAGAUUCCCACAUCUCCAAUGAGCACGAGCUAGGAGACUGGCGUGAGUUUUAGUUCUGGUACUUAGAGGUGAAUCUACUAAGGAGAGGGUUGCAAUCCAAGGGGGCUUCUAAGAUGUAACAAGUGUAAUAUUAUUGUGACUCUCCUCCAUCUAGCCUAGCCAUCCUAUUCAAGAGCAAGGGUGAUAGAUGCAGCAGAACACGGAUCUCCCUUCUUACACCCUGUGUUCUUCUCCGCCAUGUUGGGGCUGGUGUGGGAGUGGCCUGCUGGGAAACAGGUGAACAGGGACUGAUAGGAUUGAACAGAGAAAGGGAAAACCAUGCAUGGGGGAAGCAAGAGUGUUUUGAUGUGGACCACCAGAGUGAAGGCCUCUACGUGUCCCCACAUAAGAUUUCUCCCAUCAGGCACCACGCCAUGAUAUUCUCUACAGUGAGACAGGAAGGCCACUUAGCACUUGGAGAGAAAGCAGCAUCAAGAAAAUUGUUUUCCUUCCUGUGGGAAGUGUUUGAGCAGCACAAUGACAUCCACAUGUUCCUGUCUGACCCAGCAGCCUCAAGAGCCAGUUGGGGCUUGAGUGGGUCUCUUUCUGUUCUAUGAACCCACCAGGCCACAGCCGGGCAGCUGUGCUAUUUAUCUGACUCCCCAUGUUCCCAGACUCAUCUGUCCGUUCUCAGGCCAGGAGUGCAAAGAUGAGCAACCCUUAUGGCUGCCAGAUGUUUCCAUCUUUUCAGGCUUAGAAAAAGGAGGACCUCAGCCAGGCCUAACCAGGGCCGGCCCCAGGGCAUGUCCCUGGGACCUUGCUAUUACAUAAAUCCCAACUGGAGAGACAGCUCUGGAGCCAGGUGGCUGGCUCUCCUGGGUUGCACUCAGAGCGAUGAUAGGAUAAUACGAGUGUGUUGUUCUAGAUAUUGUCUUCACCAUCAACACAGGAGUAUCAUUAGGCAAGAACAGAUUCUGCUUGCUGUUGUCUAGGAGCAGAAGCACGUGGGAGAUUCCAGCAAGAUGCCCAUCCCUCACUGUUUUGUCAGCAAUCAAAUCAACCUAAAAGUUUGAGAGAUUUUACCUAGAAAACCCUUUCUUUUGUCUUUAGGCAAAUAUUCUACAAAUGUAGCUCACUCUCUCUUUCUUUCUCUUUCUCUUUCUCUAUCUCCUUAUCUCUCUCUCUUCCUGAAAGCCAUUUACUAUCUAUCGAUCUAAAUUAUCUCAUAUAGCUGGAAAAUCCUAUUUGAGGACUCACAACCAAACACCAACAGAAAAGUUUUCAUUUGACUGGGUACAAGCGUUGUAGAUAGAAAAUUCCAAUACCUGCAAAGAAGAGGACUGUCAUUUCAAAUGGGGAAACAGAGGCAGCUGAGCCACUUUCCCCAAGUCACACAUAGGACUUAGAGCAGGAGUACAGUUGAACCUGAAGGAUUCACAUGUUAGACCUGGCAUUCUUUUGUUACCUGGUGAAGCAUUUCUUUUCCUCGAGCAUUUAGUAAAAGAUGGGGUGUGAGGUCACCAAAUAAACAAUUGGCUGGGCUGAAGACAAAUGUGGAAGUUAAAUGGGAUAAAUCAAGUUGUUAUUGCAGUACUUAAUUAUGAAGAGUCGGUGAACUGAGUUGUUGAGCAGAAUUGUGGCUUUGGCUUCCAGUACCACCCCCUCCCCCAAUGAAGAAAGGAAUAGAAAUGGGUCAUUUUAAAGAGACUUCUCACUAAAGUUUCAUAUACAGUGAUCUCACUACCUCCUAUCCAUCCAUCCAUGUGUUGCUGUAUCUUCUCCCAUUCCACCUUUCCAUGAUCUACCACUUCUAGCUGGAGGCUGGGGAUGUUUGGCAAGAUGAAGUAUAGAGAUACCACUUCUGGGCCCCAAAGUCACCCUGAGGAUGUGGAAAUCUGGAAACCAGAGACUGCAGCCAAUGGUUUUUUUUUUAAUCAGGAAUCACAGUCAAUAUUUACCUGACCUUCAGGAGGCAGAGACAGGCAGAUCUCUGAUUCUGAGGCCAACCUGGUCUACAUAGUGAGUUCCAGGACAGCCAGGGAUAUGUAGGGAGAACUAUGCUGAGAACCUGUUUCUGAAAAUCCAAAGUGUGUGUGUGUGUGUGUGUGUGUGUGUGUGUGUGUGUGUUUCUGUCUGUCUGUCUGUUCUUCUGUCUGUCUUUGUGUGUGUUAUAACCUGAACUGCAUGUUCUCACAGACAAAUUAAGAACAGGGUUCUUUGAAUAAAUAAAUGCUGUGGACUAAAAGCAUCCUUUCAAAACACACAUCCUUAAGCCUAAAUCUGCUCUGUAACGGUCCCUCCAAGUGGAGUCUUUCAGAAGGGGUCAAGUCCUGAGAACAGAGCUCUUACACACUGGUUUAGAGUGUUCAUGAGAAGAAAUUUACAUGGGAGAAUCUGAUGGGAGGGAGUAUGGAAAUGCUUUAGAUAGAGAAUUCAUAUGUGAAAUUUUCAAAAAAUGUUUAGUUAAUAAUAAUCAGGGAGGCUGGUUGGUAAAGCAUUCUCUUGCAAGCACAAGAAACUGAGUUGAGCCACCAGAACUCAAAAAAGUCAGGUGUGGGUGAUGCGCUUUCCAUUCCCAGUACUGAGGAGGCUGAGGCAGGCUGAUCCCUGGCGCUCGCUGGCCAGUCAGUUUAGUGUCCUUAGUGAAUCUCAGGCCAGUGAAACAAUCUGUUCAAAAACAAAAAGAGGAUGUCAUCUGAGGAAUGGAAACCAAGGUUAUCUUCUGGCCUCCACAUGUGCAUGAACACGUGGACAUAUAUGUGUACCUACACGUAUGAACACACAUACACACAAACACAAAAAAGAUAUAAGAGACACAAAGUUGCUCCUCUUUGUCAUAUAAGAGCAUUAAAAAAGGUGGCUGUGUAGAAGCCAGGAGCCACACACCAGAUCUGUGCCUUGAUCCAGAUCAUCUCAGUCUCUGAAACUGUAAGUAAUAAGUGCAUUUUGGUUAAACUGCCCAGUUUAAAAUAUUCUUCAUAAAGCAACCCAGCCUUGCUGAAAUAAAGAGAGUCUCCACAACAUGAGUUUCCACCUUUAUUCGGGCUACCCAGAAUAUACAAAAGCAAUGCUGUUGUAAGAUCUGAAAGAGUCCUACAAGCCUAAGGACGUGGUCCAGCUAAAAUAAACAGCAAAUACAAUAACACAGCUAACCAAAUACUUAGAGAUGCAAUGUUAAAUAUUUAUUUUAGCCUGUUUCAAGUAAGUAGGUACAGAUUGUUCACAUCCCAAGAGACUCUGUUUCUUAAAAGUUUGUAAGAAAAAAAAAUGAUGUCUAAAAACAAACAGUACAGUGUGUUUAUUUUUUAGGGGAAACUGAAAUCAGGGCUACUGAAAAUAAAACUUGAUCAUUCUAACCGCAAUGCUUGUUUGUAGAAAUGUCUGCAUUUCCGUCCUGAUCAUAAGUAUUCUUAUCUCAGUGAUGUCUAUCGCUGGUGGUUACGACAGUAGUCUGUAAGGUUACAACAGAAUUGAAGAUUCUCUUGCCCAGUAUUGCUACUCUAUAGCUAAUGUCUAGAUCUAUUCACAUGCACAAAUAUUUACCAUUGUGUUAUAGCUGCUUAAAGAUUCAUAGUCACACUAAAUAUGUUUAUAUUCUAGAAGCAAUGCAAUAUGCUAUGUAGCAUUGUUGUAUAAUAAAGUAUACCAUCUAGA